Messenger RNA from Acaulospora morrowiae, 895 nucleotides. The record is from the annotation of a GenBank genome assembly. NCBI's taxonomy places the organism in Eukaryota, Fungi, Glomeromycota, Glomeromycetes, Diversisporales, Acaulosporaceae.
UCAAUUCAUCAGCAAACUGCCUGAUAACCUAAAUGCGGAAAUAGUAUUAGGAACUGUGCGAAAUCGCGAUGAAGCGGUCGAGUGGUUAGGGUAUUCAUAUUUAUUUGUACGUAUGUUACGCAAUCCAGCUCUUUACGGUGUUACAAUCGAUCAAUUAGAAGAGGAUGAAUAUCUUGUACAAAAACGAGUCGAUUUGAUACACUCUGCUGCAAUGCUUUUGGACAAAUCAAAUUUGAUUAAGUACGAUAAGAAGACAGGUAGAUUUCAAGUCACUGAAUUGGGUCGCAUCGCAUCACAUUUCUAUAUCACGCACACAUCCAUGGCAACAUAUAAUCAACAUUUGAAACCAGUGAUGGGUCAUAUCGAAUUAUUCCGUGUAUUUGCUCUAUCAGACGAAUUCAAGUAUAUUCCUGUGCGAGAGGAGGAGAAGCUCGAGCUAUCAAAAUUACUCGAACGUGUACCCGUCCCAGUCAAGGAAGGUAUUGAAGAGUCAACUUCAAAGAUCAAUGUUCUUUUGCAAUCCUACAUUUCUCAGCUUAAGUUAGAGGGGUUCGCGCUUGUUUCUGAUAUGGUGUAUGUAACUCAAUCAGCGAGUCGAAUUCUUCGAGCCAUUUUUGAAAUUUGCUUGAAACGUGGUUGGGCUCAGCUUUCACGAAGGGCUUUGGACCUUUGUAAAAUGGUGGAGAAACGUAUGUGGCUCUCUAUGUCUCCUUUGCGUCAAUUCAAGAUGAUGGCUUCAGACUUGGUAAAAAGGAUUGAAAAGAAAGACUUUCCAUGGGAGAGAUAUUUUGAUUUGAAUCCACAAGAAAUAGGUGAACUUGUUGGCGUCCCCAAAGCUGGCAAAAUGAUUCAUAAAUACGUUCAUCAAUUUCCCAAAUUGGAGCUGCAGACUUUU